Molecule: messenger RNA, 3744 nt
Organism: Brachypodium distachyon (stiff brome)
Lineage: Eukaryota; Viridiplantae; Streptophyta; Magnoliopsida; Poales; Poaceae
Exons: 3
Coding region: 2119-3027 (302 amino acids)
Source: RefSeq, a predicted model, not a curated record
GGAGAAGAGUAGGGUUUCGGCCCUCACUAACACUACUUGAUCUUAUCCGAGCGAGCCGCCCGGCGCCGCCGCCAAGGCGGCCGGAGUCGCCUCUCUUCCCCUUCACCCUCAGAGCAACUCUAGCAGUUACUGUGGCCGCGCCGCCACCGUGUUCUCGCGGGAAGGUGGCGCGGUCGGGAGGGAGGCGGCGAUGGCGCCCGCGGCUGCUACCGGCGGCGAGCGAUGACGACUGCCCGCGGUCGGAGCGUUCGCUCGCGAUGAUGGCCGCGCGGGUUCACCCUAAACAAUCCCCAAAAUUUGCAGUUUUUCCUUUUUUCCCCUUUGUUUUCCUUGGUGAUUUGUUUCAUCUCUUAGCUGUUCCCUCUGUUUGUUCGAUCUGUUAUUGGAUAAUUGUUUAACUGGAGUAGACCUAGAUUUCUACUGUUGCUUGUUGCUGCAUUUGGUCCUGCUCUUGAACUGGACCAUUACUUCGUCCAUGAUCAAUUAUUUUGUAUAUUUUGCUAGCCUCCAUGCCUGUUCUUUGUUAUGAAUUUCAAAGUGCUGUGCUGUAAUUCUUGUGAAACAUUGCUCUGUUUUUUCUUCUCUGAUGUAAUUCAAAUGUGAACAGUUUUGUUUAGUCAAAUGUAAGGUUCAGUAGCGUGAUAUUUUACAAAUGAAGUGCUAGCUUAUGCUUUGUUUAUGCUAGAAAGCGGAUGUGAUUCUGGUGAGACAGGUUGACGCAGGAAGAUCGAGAUGUUCUCUGUUACCUUUACGAAGUUUGACUUGGAUAUGUACAUUUGUUGCUGGACCGAAUCUGCAAGAUGCAGUCACCGAGGAAAUUGGCUGUUUUCUUUAUGAAUUGACGGUCUACAUCACCGAUGGUUGGCAAGCUCAUCAAAAUGAAGCUGUUACGUCUUGUAUGUCAAACAUGUUAUGUUUACUGUCUCAGGUUUAAAGAAUGAACUAGUGCUGUGCAUAAUCUCAGAAUCGACGUAUUACCUAAGUAUGCAAUGGAUCAAACUAUUGCUUCUUCCUUGUAGACUUGAAAUGCACAAUACCUGUUGGAAUUAUAGCUUGAGCAUGCACUGACAGUAAUUACGAAGAAUAUCAUGGUGUAGUAAAAUAGUGUAGAGCACAUCUUGAUGAGUCUGAUCCAGUGUAAUAGAAUAAACAGGCUGUCGUCUCUUUACCCGAUGCUCCAUUUUUUCUAUCAGUACAAGCUAAUGAUAUAUCCCGCAUCUUUUCACAUGAUGCUCCUUUUCUAUCAGCAAGCUAAGAAUUUAUAACUGUAGCAAGAAGACUACUUUUUCAGUGAUAUAUAAUAUCUCGCUAUGUACAAUAUUACUCUGGCAGCUGGGCAAGGAGAAGCUACUAGUUUCUUUUGCAUCGCACCUGAAACAUUCUUGAAGCGAAAUGUCGGAGCAGGAUGCAAGCUGGCGUUUUAUCAAACAAACAAGUAAGGUUUCACUGCGGCCACGGUGCUGGGAUGAUGGUCUUCCAGAGCAGGAUGAUUUGACUGGAAACAUUCAGCUCCAAUCUCUCUCUCUGAGUAAAUCUGACAAUUAAACUACAGUUUAUAAUAUACAAAUAUCACACACACUUAUAUUUCAAAACCAGUACAAAAACACAAAAUUGUGCGUGCUUUUAAGCAAUUCUAGUAUUUAACUUUCUAACUGUGCGCUUUUUAAGCAAUUCUAGUACUCCCUCUGUCCAACAAAAGAUGUCUCAAAUUUUUCAAAAUUUGGAUGUAUCUAGACAUGAUUUUGUGUAUAGAUGCAUUCAAAUUUAGUCAAAGUUGAGACAUCCCUUGUUGGCCGGAGGGAGUAUUUAACUUUCUAACUGUGCGCUUUUUAAGCAACUCUAGUACAUCAAACAUGCUACGAGCACAAGAAUAUUUUUAGCCUGCAUGGCCGCAUCUUUCAAUCAUCGAAGAUUUUCAUGUUAAAUUAGAAACAUUGCAUCUCAUCAGAGAGACCGUGGUCGUGGGAUGGUCAUCGGGAGCUAGAUGUUUUGACUAAAAACCUCCGUCAAGGCCCUCCUCUCCAAGAUCCACAACUAAAUGGUCCUGAACUCCAAGGUCCUUGACUCCAAGAUGGCAGUCAUGUACCAGAGGAAUUGGUGGAGCGCAUGGAGUAGACCAUGAAUGCCGUGGUUGUUCUGAAAUACGGCGGAUCCAAUGAGUUGGAUCAGCCACCAACCAUAUACCGUGUCCCUCAGGAGCUGAAACGAAGCUGCAAGCAGGCCUUCCUCCCGGUUGCUGUUGAGCUUGGCUUGUUUGCCCACCCGUACCGGUGGACGGGCAGCGAGCAUGCCAUCCAGCACUACAAAUGGUGCUGCGUGCGCAGGCUUAUAAGUAGGCACCACCUCCUCCAAGAGCCCGAACGGACUCCUGCACUCCUGCGCCACUGCCUCGAUGCCCUGGAAAGCCUUGAGCCGCGGAUCCGGUCGUCCUACCACCCACGUCAGCAGAGCUACAAAGUCUCCAGCCAGGAGCUGAUGUGCAACAUGCUGCUGGAUGGAUGCUUCAUCCUCCACCGCCUGCUUAAGUACGCGCGUAUCAACAGGUUAGAAGCUUUUCCAGCAGGCCUUGGCAGGCUCAAUUUCAGUGAGCAAGAGGAUGACGAUGACGACGACUGGACCCAGUUGUUCGGGAGGUGUUGGGUGUGGGGGUUUGUCACCUGCGAUCUGCUGCUGCUGGAGAACCAGGUCCCUUUCUUCGUCGUGCAGAAGUUUUCAAGGAGCUCCGGACGGACCCUGAUGAGAGCGGCGACGUCCUCGUGGCUGGCGCACUGCAUCUCUUUCGAUCCAUCCGGCCGCAGAGGCUGCAAUCCUCCCAUAUCACCUGCCAUGAGGUGCACCACCUCCUGCACCUCUUCCACCGCUCUGUCGGACUCCCGGAAAAAGAAGCUGCACCUGGUGAUCAAUGCCGGCACGUGGUGCCCCCAUCAGAGCUCCCACAGUGGAUACCGUGCGCCAGGGAGCUGGAGGAGGCUGGUGUCAAGUUCCGGGCAAGGAAGGCCGCUGAUGCGACAAGCUUCCUCGACGUGAGGUUCCACGGCGGCGUCCUGGAGAUCCCGACACUGGAGCUGUGCGACUACAGCGAGCCCCUGUUCUGCAACCUGAUCGCCUUCGAGCAGACCUACCCAUUGGUGCCGUGCCAUGUCACCACCUACGCCGUCUUCAUGGACUGCCUCGUCGCCUCGCCGGAGGACAUGAGGCUGCUGCACCUUAGAGGCGUGCUGGUGAAUCAGAUGAACGGCACCGGUGAACGGGAUGCUGUGGGGAUCUUCGGCCGCCUAUGCUCAGAGGCCCACCUGGCGUCUGACAUGAACUACCUCGCCGGCGUGAUUGGGCAGGUGGACAGGUACCGGCGGUCCAGGUGGCCACGGUGGCAUGCAGCAUUGGUGCGUGACUACUUCAGCAACCCGCGGGUGGCUAUGUCGCUUGCGGCCGUGGCAUUGUUGCUAGGGCUCACCAUGAUCCAGGCCUUCUUUGCUGCUUAUUCCUACUUCAAGCCUCCGAAGCAGCAGUAAUAAUUAUGUGAUUAUCUAUUCAUAUGUAUUGUGGAUUCUGUUUACAUCUUAAUAAUUUUUCUAAUGUUUUGGUUUCCUCCAGCCAUGCUCAUCUCACUCCAUAUGUAUAUUUUCUGAAGAUCCAGUUUUAGAUUUUCUGAUAGAGUUUUCAAAAGUGAAGAUCAGUACUAUGAGUAUGUUUUUUUGUAUUUGGAACUCACUGAACCUGUACUUCCUAUCAUAUCAGUUUUCA